CUCUCUACCUUUUCAAAACCUCACCUUACCUCUUUUUUCUUCGUGGUUCGUCCCUAAAACCCCUCCCCCCCUCUCUCUCAUCGAAAUCUUGAAAUGGAUACUGCUACCGUACGCCUUUCCUCCUCUUAGUGUCUCUCUCUCUUGCCAUCACUCUCAUGGACGCCAUUCUCUUCUCACUUCCGCCGACCAAUCCUUUCACCUCUCAACGUCCACUGCCAUUGCGAACCGCUUCAUCUCCUUCACUCACCACGAAACGCCGCAUUCGAAACCAAAAAUCCCCCAGAAAAGCCACCACAAAUGUCUUCCCAUUCGGUAGCCAUUUAAGCUCAAUUAGCUUCCCAGGAGCUUCCCGAACCUCCAAAUUCGCGAACCCGGAAGAAAAAUCAGCUCUCGAAGGCUGUAUCCGCUCAAAUUAUAAUGAGGACCCGGAAGAAGAAUCAGUUGUGGAAAUUUAUAGCAGCUCAAAUUCUCACUACCCAGUGAAGAGCUUGUUGAAUUUGAUUGUAAAUUGCGGGAAUUUCGAUAAAAGUAUAAUCAAUCGCAUUGCAAAAACAAUAGUCUACGCAUUGUUUUGUACUGCAAUAGGUUUCUCUCCAUUUCUGGGAUUUCGAGCAUGUGCAGUUGCAGCUCCCGUGGUUGCCAAAUCAAUUUUAGAUAGAAAAGAGAAUGUGAAAGAGCAGCAAUCUAUUACGGUGCGUUCAAAGGGGCACGAGUAUUCCGAGUGCACUCGGAGAUUGCUGGGGGUGGUUUCAGAGCUGUUGAGGAAUAUAGAAGAGGCUCGGAGAGGGAAUGGGGAGAUAAAAGAAGUGGAGGAGGCUUGGAAGGCGGUGAAGUCAAAGAAAGAGGAGUUGCAAGAGGGGAUAAUGAGUGAGCUGUAUGUGAAGGUGAAUCAGUUGAAGAGAGAGAAGAUGGAAUUGGAAAAGCGGGCGGAGGAGAUUGUGGAUGAGGUAGUGAAGGCAAAGGGAGAGUAUGAAAGGUUGGUAAGGAAGGGGAAAAAGGAGGGGAAGGAGAAGAUGGAAAGGUUGGAAGAGAGUUUGAGGGGAUUGGAGGUGGAGUAUAAAACAGUUUGGGAGAAGGUUGGGGAGAUUGAGGAUCAAAUUUUGAGGACUGAGACCGUAACAAUGAGUUUUGGGGUGAGGGAGCUUUGUUUUAUUGAGAGGCAAUCUGAGCAGUUGGUGGGAAGGUUUAUCCGGGAAAUGAGGAACAAGAGUACUGACAGUCUACCGAAAAGCUUCAUCCCCAAGCUUUCCAAAUCUGAUAUUCAGAAAGAUUUGGCAAGUGCGCAAAGAAAACAUUUGGAGCAAAUGAUUUUGCCUAGUAUCUUGGAGCUUGAGGAUCUUGGACCUUUAUUUGAUCAAGAGUCCAGGGAUUUUGCUCAGCGUAUAAGCGAGGGCCUUAGAGAUUCAAGGGAGCUGCAAAGAAAUUUGGAGGCUCGUAUAAGAAAAAAUAUGAAGAAGUUUGGUGAUGAAAAGCGUUUUGUUGUAAACACGCCAGAAGAUGAAGUGCUAAAAGGUUUUCCAGAAGUUGAAUUGAAGUGGAUGUUUGGAGAUAAAGAGGUUGUGGUUCCAAAUGCUAUAGGCCUCCAUUUGUUUCAUGGUUGGAAGAAGUGGCGUGAAGAAGCCAAGGCAGACCUGAAAAGAAACUUGUUAGAAAAUCUCGAGUUUGGUGAACAGUAUGUGGCUGAAAGACAGGAACGUAUUCUUCUUGACCGAGAUAGAGUGGUGUCAAAGACUUGGUAUGAUGAAGAGAACAAUAGGUGGGAAAUGGAUCCAAUGGCUGUUCCAUAUGCUGUGUCCAAGAAACUAGUGGAGCAUGCUCGAAUCAGGCAUGAUUGGGCUGUCAUGUAUAUUUUACUGAAGGGGGAUGACAAGGAAUAUUGUGUCAACAUUAAGGAAUUUGAACUGCUGUUUGAAGAAUUUGGAGGUUUUGAUGGGCUAUAUAUGAAAAUGCUUGCCUGUGAUAUUCCAACUACUGUUCACCUGAUGUGGAUCCCCCUUUCAGAGUUGGAUUUCCGUCAACAGUUUCUCUUGACUAUGAGGCUGUCGAGUCAAUGCUUGAAUGGAUUGUGGAAGAGUAGAAUUGUAUCAUACGCAAAAAAUUGGGUUUUUGAGAAAAUUAGAAAUAUAAAUGAUGACAUUAUGAUGAUGGUUGUGUUUCCAACUGUGGAGUUUAUAAUUCCUUACCCGGUAAGGAUGAGGUUGGGGAUGGCAUGGCCAGAGGAAAUAGACCAAGCCGUUGACUCGACGUGGUACUUGAAAUGGCAGUCUGAGGCAGAAAGGAGGUUUAAAUCCCGUAAAAGAGAUAACAUACAGUGGCUUCUUUGGUUUCUAGUUAGAAGCAUUAUAUAUGGAUUUGUUUUGUUUCAUGUUAUCCAGUUUAUGAGUAGAAAAACUCGAAGACUUCUUGGUUAUGGGCCUUUACGUAGAAAUCCAGACCUGUGGAAGCUGCGGAGGGUGAAAGCCUACCUUAGUUAUAGGGUGAGGGAAAUCAAACGUAAGAAAAAAGCUGGCAUUGAUCCCAUAAAAACUGCAUUUGAGGGAAUGAAGAGGGUGAAGAAUCCACCAAUACCAUUAAAAGACUUUGCUAGUAUUGAUUCUAUGAGGGAGGAAAUCAAUGAAGUUGUGGCAUUUCUACAAAAUCCUCGAGCAUUCGAAGAGAUGGGUGCCCGUGCACCUCGGGGAGUUCUGAUAGUAGGUGAGAGGGGAACAGGAAAGACAUCUCUAGCAUUGGCUGUAGCUGCGGAAGCCAAGGUGCCUGUUGUUGAAAUUAAAGCCCAACAGUUGGAGCCUGGAUUAUGGGUUGGCCAAAGUGCAUCAAAUGUUAGGGAACUGUUUCAAACAGCAAGAGAUUUGGCGCCUGUAAUCAUAUUUGUGGAGGAUUUUGAUCUCUUUGCUGGUGUACGUGGGAAGUUCAUUCAUACUAAAAAUCAGGAUCAUGAGGCUUUCAUUAAUCAACUUCUAGUGGAACUUGAUGGGUUUGAAAAACAAGAUGGGGUUGUCUUGAUGGCUACUACCAGAAAUCUGAAGCAAAUUGAUGAGGCCUUGCAGCGACCUGGUAGGAUGGAUAGAGUGUUUCAUCUUCAAAGGCCUACUCAAGUGGAGAGGGAAAAGAUAUUACACAUUGCUGCAAAAGAUACCAUGGAUGAUGAGCUAAUUGAUUUUGUAGACUGGAGAAUGGUUGCUGAGAAGACAGCCCUAUUACGGCCUAUAGAACUAAAACUUGUUCCUGUGGCCUUGGAGGGUAGUGCUUUUAGGAGCAAAUUUCUUGAUCCAGAUGAACUAAUGAGCUACUGUAGUUGGUUUGCGACUUUCAGUCAUAAUGUCCCCAAAUGGUUACGGGAAACCAAGUUUGUGAAUAAACUAAGCAAAAUGCUGGUGAAUCAUCUUGGACUGAAAUUGACUAAAGAAGAUUUGCAGAAUGUGGUUGAUCUAAUGGAACCAUAUGGCCAGAUAAGCAAUGGAAUAGAACUUCUAAACCCUCCUAUUGAGUGGACAAGGGAAGCCAAGUUCCCACAUGCUGUUUGGGCUGCUGGUCGUGCUCUUAUUGCUCUUCUAUUGCCCAACUUUGCUGUAGUAGAUAAUCUAUGGCUUGAGCCAUUGUCUUGGCAGGGAAUUGGCUGUACAAAAAUCACUAAGGUGAGAAAUGAAGGCUCUGCAAAUGGGACUUCGGAGUCUAGGUCAUACCUCGAAAAGAAGCUUGUAUUUUGCUUUGGUUCAUAUCUCGCAGCCAGAAUGCUACUUCCUUUUGGGGAAGAAAAUUUUCUAUCUUCUUCAGAAUUAAACCAGGCACAAGAGAUUGCCACAAGAAUGGUGAUUCAGUAUGGCUGGGGGCCUGAUGAUAGUCCUGCAAUUUACUAUCAUAGCAAUGCGGUUACAGCUUUAAGUAUGGGCAACAACCAUGAGUUUGAGAUGGCAGCUAAAGUUGAAAAGAUGUACGAUUUAGCAUAUUAUAAAGCCAAAGAAAUGCUUCAGAAGAAUCAUCAAGUUCUUGAAAAGAUUGUUGAGGAGUUGGUUGAAUUUGAAAUCCUGACUAGAAAGGAUUUGGAAAGAAUAGUUGAAGAAUAUGGUGGGAUUCAGGAGAAGGAACCAUUUUUUCUUUCAAGUUCUUAUAAUAGAGAGCCAUUGUCUAGCGGCUUUCUUGAUGGUGGGAAUGCAACGGGUACUGCGCUUUUAAGAUCAGCCUAGUCUCAGUUAAAUAUGCAGCUCUAUAGGAGAUACCGGAUGUAGAUUUUAAGGUGAAUCUUAGUUUUGGAUGGACUAUUUUGUGUUUCAGAAUAGGUUUCCUAGUUAUAAUGUUACAUAUUCAUUCAUUUUUAGCAUAAGAGAGGUACAAUGUAAAAUAAUUAGACGGAAAGUAGUUUUGGGUUUGGAAGAGGUACCAUUUGUCCUUCACUGCCAUCAUAUUUCGCCUUUGUGAUGAGUUGCAAGCCUUCCGCGUGCUCUUCUCAAUUUCAA
Messenger RNA from Juglans regia (Persian walnut), 4454 nucleotides. Its product is annotated as probable inactive ATP-dependent zinc metalloprotease FTSHI 5, chloroplastic. Gene Ontology annotation, cellular component: chloroplast thylakoid. Lineage: Eukaryota; Viridiplantae; Streptophyta; Magnoliopsida; Fagales; Juglandaceae. Gene Ontology annotation, molecular function: ATP hydrolysis activity; ATP binding; metalloendopeptidase activity. The transcript is spliced from 19 exons. The record is from RefSeq and is a predicted model, not a curated record. Gene Ontology annotation, biological process: proteolysis. Bases 156 to 4184 code for a protein of 1342 amino acids.